GCUUCUACGGAAAAAAGGAAAGGAUUCGCCUUUAUCGGUAUUUUCAAAUGUCAAAAAUUAUUUUCUGGUUAUUAACAACUGAUAACUGUUAAUUUUUUAGUCCUUUGAACAAACAAAAUUGAAUUUAUUUGAAUAUUUCUGAAAAAAUCAAUAUGGCUGAACAACAAUUCGAUUGCGCUUUAGAUUUAAUGAGAAGAUUACCUCCUCAAGAAAUCGAGAAAAAUUUGAGUGAUUUAAUCGAUCUUGUUCCUAAUCUAUGCGAGGACUUGCUAUCAUCUGUUGAUCAACCUUUAAAAAUUGCUCAAGAUAGAGAAACAGGCAAAGACUAUUUACUUUGUGAUUAUAAUAGAGAUGGCGACUCAUAUAGAUCGCCUUGGUCAAACACUUACUAUCCACCCUUAGAAGAUGGUUCCAUGCCUUCAGAACGUUUACGUAAAUUGGAGCUUGACGCAAAUUAUGCAUUUGAUCAAUACAGAGAAAUGUAUUUCGAAGGAGGUGUCUCAUCUGUAUAUUUUUGGGAUUUAGAGCAUGGAUUUGCAGGUGUAAUUUUAGUAAAGAAAACAGGAGAUGGUAGUAAAAAAAUAAAAGGUUGUUGGGAUUCGAUUCAUGUUGUUGAAGUUCAAGAGAAGAGUUCAGGCCGAAUGUCUCAUUAUAAAAUGACAUCUACAGCAAUGCUUUGGCUACAAACCAACAAACAAGGGUCAGGCACUAUGAAUCUUGGUGGAAGUCUUACUAGACAGACUGAACAGGAUGGACAAGUUAACGAAGCAAAUCCUCAUCUUGUGAAUAUAGGACGUAUGGUUGAGGAUAUGGAAAAUAAAAUCAGGAAUACUCUUAACGAAAUUUACUUCAGCAAAACUAAAGACAUUGUCAAUAGUUUACGUUCAGUCCAACCCAUUUGUGAAACAAAACAACAGCAAGCAUUGAAGCAGGACUUAGCUGCUGCAUUACAGAGGAGACACACAAAAGUAGAAAAUUAAGGAGAAAAUACUUUGCUUACUAACUAUACAUUGAAGUUAAUAUAAAAACUGAGGAAUGCUCCGUUAUGAAUAAUAAUUUAUUCUUUGCUUACUCGAACUGAGUUGGGAAAUUGAAGACAAGAAUUUUUCGAGUGCAUUCAUUCAUAAUAUUUAUAAACAAAUUUUGUUCCAUUACUCUGCAUUUUUUAUACUGUCAUGUUUUAUUUGCUUAUCUUUACGCUGUUGUUAUCUAUUUAGGCUCGAUGUACAAUAAUUUGGCUUAACAUUAUGAGGUUAUGGUUUUUGUACUACUUUUCCACAUUAUAUAUAGUUUUUAUUAAACUGUGGUACUCCUAAAAUUUUUGUAUUGUUGGACGAUAAUACUUUUCAUUACGUAUCUAUCAGUAUUUAUACAUAUAAAUUUUAUUUAUUUUCUUUGAAUUGGUCUUUUCAAAGUGCCAAAAGUGUAUGUUAUCUAUAUCUAAUGUAAUAUUAGUGUAUGCACUCUCA
This is a messenger RNA of Coccinella septempunctata (seven-spotted ladybird), 1469 nucleotides long. It is a transcript of the gene cpb, whose product is annotated as F-actin-capping protein subunit beta. The transcript has 5 exons. The coding region runs from base 153 to 980 and encodes 275 amino acids. Gene Ontology annotation, molecular function: actin filament binding. Gene Ontology annotation, biological process: negative regulation of filopodium assembly; barbed-end actin filament capping; actin cytoskeleton organization. The record is from RefSeq and is a predicted model, not a curated record. Lineage: Eukaryota; Metazoa; Arthropoda; Insecta; Coleoptera; Coccinellidae. Gene Ontology annotation, cellular component: cytoplasm; F-actin capping protein complex.